GAGUCUGUUGUUUACUCUGUCUUCUCCCGCUGCCAUCAUGAAGGUUAUGCUCCUCGUCCUCCUCGGCCUGGCCGCCCUCGCCGCCGCCCUCCCCGAUGAGAUCCUUGACUUUGAGGGCGACGACGCCGAGCACGACCAGGAGGGCGAGCCAGGCAAGGCCGUCACAGGAGAGUACAAGUGGGAGAGCCCCGAGGGCAUCGAGUUCGUAGUGAAGUACAUUGCGGACGACAAGGGCUUCCGCGUCCUCGAGUCCAACGCCGUGCCCUCCGCCGGCGGCGUCCGCGCUGACGGCGAGCAGGCCGACCUCGAGGGUGACGAGGACGACGACGAAGAGGACGAGGACGACAAGUAAACAGAAUUGAGAAGCGAUUCUGCGACACGUAAAGACGGUGCCGCGCGUACGGAGCGUCUUCGGCCGACCUUCUCACGCCAUUUCAUCUAAUUUAUCAGCAUCUGACAUUCUUUACCUUCCAUGCAAUCCUUUUGUAAAUAAACUUUCGACAACAUAA
Penaeus monodon (black tiger shrimp) is the source of this 509-nucleotide messenger RNA. RefSeq lists its product as uncharacterized. The transcript has 3 exons. The coding region runs from base 38 to 352 and encodes 104 amino acids. Lineage: Eukaryota; Metazoa; Arthropoda; Malacostraca; Decapoda; Penaeidae. The record is from RefSeq and is a predicted model, not a curated record.